Molecule: messenger RNA, 1167 nt
Organism: Impatiens glandulifera
Lineage: Eukaryota; Viridiplantae; Streptophyta; Magnoliopsida; Ericales; Balsaminaceae
Product: chaperone protein dnaJ 6
Exons: 8
Coding region: 161-1033 (290 amino acids)
Source: RefSeq, a predicted model, not a curated record
AGUUACAAAACCAGUCAUCGAUUCGGCGGGAGUAAUAUCGUCUUCAUCUCCUUCAAAUUGAAACAAAAUCUGCUCAAAUUUAUAUAUUAUUGCUUGUAAUUCGCUAAUUUUGAGCUUUUCAGUUCUACGUUACAUAUUGAAAUUUUGUAGAAUCUGAUAUAUGGGGAAGCGAAAGAGAACUAGGGUUCCUAGAGACGCCGAGGAAGAAAUAGAACAAGACGGAUCUCAGGAAGACGAUGAAAGAUCCACAAAACACCAGAGUUUAUACCAGGUUCUUGGUGUUGAAAAGGAAGCAACCCAACAAGAAAUUAAGAAAGCAUAUUAUAAAUUAGCUUUAAGGUUACAUCCUGACAAGAAUCCUGAUGACGAGGAAGCAAAAGAGAAGUUUCAGGGCUUACAGAAGGUGAUCUCAAUACUUGGUGAUGAGGAGAAAAGAGCAUUAUAUGAUCAGACUGGUUGUGUUGAUGAUGAUGAUCUUGCAGGGGAUGUUGUUAACAAUCUAAAAGAGUUCUUCAAGACAAUCUACAAAAAGUUAACCGAAGAAGAUAUUCAACAGUUUGAAGCAAACUACAGAGGAUCUGAGUCAGAGAAGAAUGAUUUGAUUGAAUUGUACAAAAAGUACAAGGGUAACAUGAACAGGCUCUUCUGUUCAAUGCUAUGCUCUAAUCCUAAGCUGGAUUCCCACCGAUUUAAGGAUAUUCUGGACGAGGCAAUUGCUAAAGGAGAUUUGAAGUCAAGAAAAGUUUAUCAGAAAUGGUCUAAGCAAAUGUCCAACAUAAGACCACCUACAAGUCCUUCAAGAAGGAUCAGGGCUAGGGUCAGGGGCAACGGGACAAAGGAGGAGUCGCAAGAUUUAUUUGCAUUAAUGUCUCAGCGUCGGAGCCAGAGGAAAGAUCAGUUUGAUUCAUUGUUUACAUCAUUGGUCUCAAAAUAUGGUGGUGGUCGAAAUAUAGUUGAAUUAGAACCUACUGACGAAGAAUUUGAAGCUGCAAAGAAGAAACUCGAAAGAGGAAAGAAAUCUAGGCACAAGUAAAGUAAACUAACUGCUGCUUAGUGUCUGAGGUAUUUCCGUUUUGUUUUGUUUUGUUUGUUAUCGAUUGAACAUGGAUUUUCUUGAUGAAAAGAAGAAGUUGCAAUCUAUAAGCCAAUCCAUUGAUAUAUCUUCUA